AUGUCGAGUAGCACCAUGCUCUCGGACGAAUAUCAGGUCACGCUAUGCACGUCUGCCUCGCAGCUACGCGGGGCGUGCGACGUGCGCAUCCAAGUCUUUGUCCACGAGCAAGGGUUUGCGCUCCAGGACGAGAUUGAUCAGUACGAUCCGCUCGCCGCUCACUUCGCACUCACACACCGCGACGACCCCACGCGUGCACUCGGCACACUGCGUCUGCUGCCGUAUCCCUUGCCCAUCCCCAAGCCGGACGAACCGGAUUCCGAACCCGAUGUGUCCUCCUCGUUUCCGCUCGGUGGCAGCCGCAGCGAGUCGGCGAUCGCGAGCGACUUUAUCAGUGCUGCAUGGACACAUUAUCCGCACCCGACGUCGAGGGCCAGGGAUCCAGCGCAAACACGUGCGGAAGAGCGGCAGACCGAAUCCGAGAUCCCAGAGAGAGGAGGGGCAAAGCUGGGCAGGCUGGCGCUGCUCAAGGAAGCGCGAGGGAAAGGGUUGGGGCACUUUUUGGUGAGGAAGGCCGAGGAGUGGUUGAUUCAGAGUUUGUCGAGCGACGAAGCUGCGAAGCAGGGGGCGUUUGGGCCGCGACCGUCGCUGCAGGAGCAUCACAGCGAGGUCGAGAAACAGGCUCAGACACUCGAUAGCAUCGUCGUCAAGCUCAGCAGUCAGAUCUAUGUGAUCGACUUUUACAAGAAGUUGGGCUACAGCCCCGUUGGCGACAGAUACGACGAAGAUGGUGCUCCACAUCAGCUUUGCUACAAGCAAGUGUUUCUGGCCAAGAACUGA
Sporisorium graminicola is the source of this 780-nucleotide messenger RNA. RefSeq lists its product as uncharacterized. The transcript has 2 exons. The record is from RefSeq and is a predicted model, not a curated record. Bases 1 to 780 code for a protein of 259 amino acids. Lineage: Eukaryota; Fungi; Basidiomycota; Ustilaginomycetes; Ustilaginales; Ustilaginaceae. Gene Ontology annotation, molecular function: acyltransferase activity, transferring groups other than amino-acyl groups.